This is a messenger RNA of Amaranthus tricolor (Joseph's coat), 1181 nucleotides long. RefSeq lists its product as uncharacterized. The transcript has 3 exons. The coding region runs from base 320 to 670 and encodes 116 amino acids. The record is from RefSeq and is a predicted model, not a curated record. NCBI's taxonomy places the organism in Eukaryota, Viridiplantae, Streptophyta, Magnoliopsida, Caryophyllales, Amaranthaceae.
UACAAAAUUCAAUAUUCUUUAACGAAUCAUCUUUUAAUCUCACUUCAUGAAGAAUCACUCCGGAAAAAAUUAAGAGAGAUUUAAUCUCAGAAACUUGCUUAUAAAAAACGUUACUUGCUCUAAGUCGUUUUUAUUGGUUUGGCGGGGGGCGACUAGCUAAGAUUCGAUCCUCGAAACUUGCCAAGUACCACUUUGACGCUUACCAUAUUCUGGGUUGGAUUCUGACAUGGCCCUCCGGUUCCAUCGGCGUACAGUGUAAUCAAAACCCAGAAAACCUUCCAAAGCUCAGCACAUUCCAAUUCCAAACACCAAAGUAAAGAUGGGAGGAGCAGUAUUCAGAUGGGUGAUGCAGCUUCACAAAGAUGUGCCCAAAGCUGCCAAUUUUUACUCUCAAGGCUUGGGUUUCACUGUCAAUGUAUGUACUCCUCGUUGGGCUGAGCUUCAUUCUGAUUCCUUCAAGCUUGCUUUGUUGCACUCUUCUAGUGAGCACGUUCAAAAGGGAUACUCGUCUCUCCUGUCCUUCACAGUGACCGACAUCAACUACACCGUCAUGAAACUUAUAGAACUCGGAGCAGAGCUAGAUGGCCCCAUCAAACAUGAAAUUCAUGGAAAGGUCGCAGCCCUGCGCUGUCUUGAUGGCCACGUAGUGGGACUUCAUGAACCGUCAUGAAACAAGCAAAACACAAUUGAUCGCACGUUGAAACGUUCUUUCCACGAGAUUUAUGGAGUAUUCUACGCCGUGUCAAGUGUGGAGGUAAUGUGCGUUCGUGAAGGGAUUUGAUCAAAAAGCUCGAAGAAGCAAAAUUUUGUUCCUCGAUGAAUUUUUCACCUCAUUUACAAACUCAAUAUGUCGCUUCUAUUUUAAGGAUUGAUUUAUGCUUGAGCCUGAAGUCGGAAUCAUCCUCGAAGAAUCACAAUUGUUUAUAACUCCUUCGAGAAUGUCAACCUUCAAACGUGCAUGAUUUAACGACCCAUGAGUAUGGACUGCACAACCGAAUGCUUUCGAUUUGGCUCGUUAAUGAUCUCUCGAUCUUGCUCAUAAUAUGUGUCUCGCUCUCGAGUGUGUGUGUCAUUCAUGUCACAUGCUCUUUCGCAUGAGUGUGCAUUACACGCAUUAUACGUUUGGGGCUACGGGCUACCAAUAUCAUAAUCCGUUUCAAAUAUAAAUCUCGAUUUUCAAA